AUGAUCUUGAUAAGCAUUUUUGUGCUUUUGUAACUUGAUAAAGUUAAUGCAGACGAUAUUAUUCUCAAUUAACAGUUUUCAAAUGUUUUUAAGGAAAUUUUUGAGAAUCAAGCUAGAACAAAGGUACAAGAAUAAUUGAAUUUCACAAACAAGCAAGAUCUAAUCGGUAAAAAUUAUCUUGAUUCAUAAGAAAUCGUAAUUACCAUACUUUUCAAAUCUUAGUAGGUACAAAGUUAGGGGAUAAGUUACUCAAAUAAAGAAUCAUGCGAUAUUCAAACACAAUACUAGGAAUUCUUUCCCUAAAAAACUUAAAAAAUAAAACUAGAUAUGAAGACAGAAGAAAUGGGCUUUGAUGUCGAUGUUAAUGAUGAACUUAUCGUUGUUUCUAUGACUUUAUUAAGCGUGACUUAGUAUGAUGCAAACUACCCUAAAUUUAAAGAAUUCAACUUUACUCUUUCAUAAACUAUGGCAUUUGGAGUUAUCAUGAUUGACUAAUCUGCGCAAACAAAAUGGUUUAAAGUCGGUAUUGAACAAAAUUAUUAAAGAACUAAAACAGGAAUAAUUUUCUCUUUGAAUAUGGUUACUGCCAUUGUGAAUACUAUUUAUGAUGAGUUGAGAGUAAUUGAAAUGGAUAAAAUAACUGGAAAUGAAAUCAGAGACUUUAAAAUUGGAUUUUGA
This is a messenger RNA of Stylonychia lemnae, 678 nucleotides long. NCBI's taxonomy places the organism in Eukaryota, Ciliophora, Spirotrichea, Sporadotrichida, Oxytrichidae. The record is from the annotation of a GenBank genome assembly.